Molecule: messenger RNA, 5298 nt
Organism: Girardinichthys multiradiatus
Lineage: Eukaryota; Metazoa; Chordata; Actinopteri; Cyprinodontiformes; Goodeidae
Gene: ttll5
Product: tubulin tyrosine ligase-like family, member 5
Exons: 31
Coding region: 340-4119 (1259 amino acids)
Biological process (GO): protein polyglutamylation; microtubule cytoskeleton organization
Cellular component (GO): cilium
Molecular function (GO): ATP binding; metal ion binding; tubulin-glutamic acid ligase activity
Source: RefSeq, a predicted model, not a curated record
GGAAGAUUAACGGCGCUGUGAUGCCUCUGUCAGCUAGUUAGCUGUUAGCGUUGGUGAACAGGAAGGGACGGGAACGCUUAUGUCGGUGUACAUUCAUACUUAGGUUUAAAAAUACUGUUGCUUGGUUUUACAUCUAAACUGACUCUGGUUUGGCUAGUAGGAUAACCACCAGUCCGUGCCAUUCUCCUAUAUUUGUGCCUAUUUCUCGCAUAGCGAAACGAGUGUUGCUGCCGUAUAAAAUGUGGAGGGACCACUGUAACCGCCACUGUUCUUGGUAGAACAGCUUUCGUUGCUGCCUGGAGGAUCUAAUCGGGUAGUCAGCCUUACUUGGAUGGGAAAAUGCCAGCUGUGGUUCGGGAGAAAGAGGACUCCGAGUCUUCCUCGGAGGACGAGCAAGGUAGAGACCAUCCUUGCAUCACAUGGAGUGGCCUUAGCAAGUCAAUCCCAGUUCUCCUAUUUCUACCUGAGGCUAUUGUUUCAAAAGACAGGAAUAUCUGCUCCGUUGGAGAGAGAUAUAAUAUGGCCUUCAAGAUUGUGCGCACAGAGAGCCGUCUAGUACGAAGAAUACUCUCCAGUCAUGGGUUUCAUGAGGUUCACCCAAACAGUAAUGACUUCAACCUAAUGUGGACAGGAUCCCACCUCAAGCCUUACAUACUACGCAGCCUUCAAGAGUUCCAGAAGGUCAACCACUUUCCCAGGUCAUAUGAAUUAACUCGCAAAGACCGUCUCUAUAAAAACAUCCAGCGGAUGCAGCAGACUUAUGGCUUUAAAAACUUCCACAUAAUUCCUCAGACCUUUGUGCUUCCCUCUGAGAGCCAGGAAUUUCGCAAUUGUUUUGCUAAGGACAAGGGGCCAUGGAUAAUUAAACCAGUUGCAUCUUCAAGAGGACGGGGAAUCUAUUUGGUCAGCAAUCCAAGUCAGAUUUCAAUGGAUGAAAACAUCUUGGUGUCUCGCUACAUUAAUAACCCUCUAUUAAUUGAUGAGUUCAAGUUUGACGUCCGUUUGUAUGUCGUGGUGACAUCCUACGACCCGCUACUCAUCUAUGUCUAUGAAGAGGGUCUGGCUAGAUUUGCUACAGUUAAGUACGAUCAGACCUCAACAAACAUCAAGAACACUUUCAUGCAUCUCACCAACUACAGUUUGAACAAAAAGAGCAGUGAUUAUGUCAGCUGCGAUGACCCUGAAGUUGAGGAUUAUGGGAACAAAUGGAGUAUGAGUGCAGUGUUGAGGUAUUUGAAGCAGGAGGGAAAGGACACCACAUUGUUGAUGAGACAAGUGGAGGACCUCAUCAUCAAAGCUGUGCUUAGUGCUGAGCUGCAGAUAGCCACUGCAUGCAAGAUGUUUGUUCCACAUAAGGCAAACUGCUUUGAGCUGUACGGGUUUGAUGUCCUUAUUGAUUCCAAUCUUAAACCCUGGUUGUUAGAGGUGAACCUUUCUCCUUCUCUGUCCUGUGAUGCACCCUUGGAUCUAAAAAUAAAGGCUAGCAUGAUUGCAGACAUGUUUUCACUUGUGGGCCUUGUGGGUCAAGACCCCCUGUCGAGACAGUCUCUUUCAGAUCGAUUCAUGGUGGACAAGCAGGCAGCAGCCCCAAGAGUACAGCAGAGGCCCAUAUCAAGCGUUAGUUCAGAAACAAAUGGAUUUAACGACAAGCAAAGAGCUAAAAACAGCCAAGAAGACACCACUCUGAACCUGACUGCUGAGGAGAUCAAAGUUCUGAGAAGGAUAAAGGAGGAGUAUGAGAGAAGAGGGGGUUUCAUAAGGAUCUUCCCCACCCAGGAUACAUGGGAGCUUUAUGGUGGAUAUCUGGAGUCCAAGACAUCACUGAACUCCAUGUUGGCAAACAGACUUUUCCAUGGAAGGACUGUGAAUGGGAACGCGCAGCUGCUGAUGGACACAGUCCAUGUCCAUCACGUUGUUCAGUAUGAGAGGAAGCUUCUGUCUCUGGAAGCACAAAAUAGAAGACAGCGCCACCCGAAUCCCCACUCUGCUGCAAGAAAAAAAAAACUGGGGAAGGAAUCCAAGGCCUUCCUGACUGAAAACAGAAGUCAGGAGGAUGAGGAGUGUGCUCAGGAGGAAAACGAGCAGAUGAAACAACCUCUUCAGACAGUCUUGCACAAGACUUUGGUAACAGAGCAAAGUAAACAAGUGGCCACGCCAAUGGAGCACCGCCACAACAAAACUGGGUCCAACUCAGACAGAGCCAUGCACAAUGCCAGGCCCACAGUCAACCUACUCAACAUCCUUCAGCAGGGGUGGGACCUCAGCAAAGUGCAGGCUCGGAUUGCUUUUUCCUCUUACCUGCAGCGAGUCCAACAAAGGCUGUUUGCCGAGAGCAGAGCCAGCACCAUCCCAGCCUGGCAAGACAAUGACAACGAUCAAAUGGAGCUUGUGAUUCGAUUCCUGAGAAGAGCAGCCAGUAACCUUCAGCAAGAUAUAAAGGUUGUGUUGCCCAAUCACCAGUUACCACUCCGAGAUCGCAGACGCAUCCUGUCACACCAGUUAGGAGAGUUUAUCCACUGCUACAAUAAGGAAACUGAGUAUAUGAUGACAAAGCAGGAAAGAAGCGAAGAGGAGCGUUGUGUUUACCAGACUGUAUUUCAAGAGUACAUUGCGGUUGCAAGUGAAAACGAUCUGGAGCAAUUGCUGACAUUUUAUACACAGAAAAAUAAAUCAGCCAAAGUCUUCUUAGGAUCUAAAGUCAAGACAGAUCUUCAGGAUUCAGGCAGCAAGGCAAACCCUAAAACUUUGCCUGUGACCAAGGAUGACUCCAGGGCUUCAGAGUCCUCCAUCUCUGCAGGGAAAGUCUGCAGUGACCCAAACACCAAGCCCACCAGCACUCGGACGUCUGUGCUGUUUUCAGACCAACAGGCAGAGGUUACAGCCUUUAAAGCUCAACCAGAUGUCCAGUCGUCUCAGCAUUGCUCCAGUUUUCCUCUAACUUUAGACUCUCCAUACAUUCAUCUGCAGCACUGCUCUCCUGCUCCAACAUCCAUUCCUCUUCACUGCCCCCCACCGCCACCCCCUCCACAGCCUCCGUCUUACGCACAGUCCUUGGCGAAGUCUCACUUUUGCCAUUCGGAAACUCUUUCCGACCCUCCUGCAUACACCUCUGCCCCCGUCAUCACUCAGCCUCCAAAUGUGAUUUGGACAACCACAUCCACCUCUUCCAACACAGCUUCUGCUGGGCCACCAAGCCAGGCUCUGAGAAGGAUUCAGUCUUUAACUACAUCCACAUCCAACUGCAAAACUACAUUUGCAAUACCAAGUGCCAUGCACAUCUAUAGCCAGAAGCUUCCUAGACCUACCUCAGCAGGCCAGGAGAUCCAGAGGAGCAGUUCCAGUAAGCUCAAGUCUAACUCAGUGGGAACUUUCAGGGAGUUACAAUCUUUGUCUGCCCAGGCCCAGUCAAACCAACAAGCGUUCGUCUCAGCCCUGCAGAAACUGGCCGACAAGCAGGUUGCUCGUCACUAUGCCAGCUCCAGUCACAUCAACUUGCUGACUCAACAUUUGACCAACCUGAACCUGGCCAACAGGAUGAAGGGCAGAGAGAGUUACACACUGAACCCAAAAGUUCCUGCAACCCAAAAGCCUGUGAGAGCUGUGUACCCUAUGAAACACCAUCUAACCAGUACAAGACCAUCGAAGAACGAGGAGGAUUUUUGGGACACGCAGAUGCAGACAGCCCCCAGUGUGGUGACGGGCUUGAACUCUACGCAGAGCUGGCAGCCAACUAAAGAAAGCUACCAGCUGCACUUUGCUAUCCAGCAGCUGCAACAGCAGAGAUUAAAGUCUCGUCAGGGUUUGGACCGGGACUUUUGUGGACAACAGACCCAGUUUCAGGACCAGACAGGCACCCCGAACACCCAGGUAUCCACGAAAUCCUCGAGCUUUCCACCGUCCAGCUUACAUGUUCGGCCCAGCUACAGACAGACCUGUGCUAGUCCUGGUUAUGUCCCAAAGCCACCCAGCAGCGCACGAGAAGGAGACGUCAGGAAAACGGCAACAAAGCGGCUUAUCAAGCAGAUGUCCUCGGAGAGUUCAGCCAGUGGUUCCGUGUCAAGCGGCCAGCAGGUGGUCUACGAGGCCAUUUGUGGUAAAACAGGCUUGUCACAGUCGUGACCCGCCAUGAAGAGACUGUUGCCUAGACGAAUAUGGGAACUGUGCAGGCUAGGUGGACCCAAUGCUGCCAACCUUCUCUGCACUGCUUUAAAUAAUACAAGCUGUAGGCGAAGUCCUGUGAUUUGUGUUUCAUCGGCACUCUGCGACGCCUCCUAUGUGUCUCAGCGCUGACAGUUUCCCUAUCAAUGAUGUCCUGUGCUGCAGUGUUCCCAAGGGAUUUUGCUGUAGGACCUUCCUAAGAUCUCAGCAACUUGACAUGACUAAUCUGAACAUGGCUUGUUUGAAGCCAGUUUGGGAUUAACAUGUAACUGUUGUCCACUGCAAAUUACCAUGGUCCUUAUUGUAAAUAACCAUGUGUCAUUAGAUGUCCAACUGUCUUCUAGCAUUUUUAGCAAAGAUCAAUGAAAAGGCAGUUUUAUUCAUAAAAUGUACAAAUUUUUGAUCUUGCGCAGAAACAAACUAAAUCUCUUCAAUUAGUUUUAAUGAGAUUUCUAUCAAUCCAACUACCGUUGGUAAACGUUUUUUAGCUACAUGCAACUUAACAGCGACGCAUCUAAAACUUCUGUCUUCAUUUUGCUGGAUCUCAGUUCUGCUUUUGACUCAGCUGAUUUGAUUCCUAAUUGAUGGACCAGAAGAGUGAGCAGCAUUCUCUAGAACUGUAUCAUUUGGUUCAGUUUAACUGACUCCCCCCAUCCGGUGUGCUGAUGACAUACAGCUUUAUAUUUCUGUGUCUCCGAAGUCUCUUCCAGUCUUUCCACAAUAUCAGUGAGUUGAAGCAGAAGAAUUUCUUCCAGGUUGUUGUACAGUCAUUGUUUUUGGUCCCAAAAGGUCAAUGUUGGAAGUCAGUAUUUAAGUAUUUAUUGAGGUUAAAAACCACAGAGCAUCCAAUUAACCUAGUUUAGUGUAGUUAUGGACUCAGAGCUAAAUGUUAACAGCUCCACAAAGUAUAUAACCUAAGCAGCAGCUACCAUCUUAAGAAAAUCACCAGAAUGAAGGAUUUUAUUGAUGUCUUAGCUAGUAGCUUUUAUUUUAAUUUGCAUUUUAAUGUUACUUUAUAUGUGAUCCUUAUUUUUUUAUGUAAUUCUUUUAAUGUAUUUCUUUAAUGUAUGUUUGCCUUUGUUUCUUCAUUUUCUUUGAAUUACCUUGUGUGUAAUUACAAAUAAACCCUGCUUGCCUGGA